Leucoraja erinaceus (little skate) is the source of this 1457-nucleotide messenger RNA. RefSeq lists its product as uncharacterized. The coding region runs from base 837 to 1457 and encodes 206 amino acids. The transcript is spliced from 4 exons. Gene Ontology annotation, molecular function: protein binding. NCBI's taxonomy places the organism in Eukaryota, Metazoa, Chordata, Chondrichthyes, Rajiformes, Rajidae. The record is from RefSeq and is a predicted model, not a curated record.
CUGUAACUGGUGCAGACUUAAUGGGCCAAAUGUAGUCUUCCUGUGCAUAGAAUCAAACAAGUAUUUGUCUGUUAAAUAUCUGUAUGCUGGAAAGAGAGCAGAGAAGUCCAAAUUGGAACGAGUACGGGAAAGAUUUAUGAGGAUGUUGCUAAGACUUGGGAGCUUGAACUAAAGGGAGAGAUUGGGCAUGCUAAGAAUGUAUUCCUUAGAGUGUACGGGACUAAGAGGUGAUCUUACAGAGGUGUUUAAAAUCACAAGGGGAAUUGAUAAGGUGAAUGUGCACAGUUUUAUUUUUUACCAGGGUAGAGGUAUCAAGAACCAGAGGAUAUAGUUUUAAGGUGAGAGGAGCAAGAUUUAAGAGGAACCCGAGGGGCAACUUUUUAACUAAAAGGCUGGUGGGUAUAUGGAAUGAGCUGUUAGAGGAAGUAGUUGAGGCAGAUGCAAUAAUAUUUAAAAGACACUUGGUCAGGUACAUGGAUAAGAAAAGUUUGGAGGGAUAUGUGCCAAAUGCAGAAAAUGGGAAUAGCUUAGGUGGAGCAACUUGGUCAGCAUGGAUGAGAUGGGCUGAAGGGGCUGUUUCCAGGCUGUAUGAUUCCAUGACUCUAUAACUAUCUUAACUAUGAGUACAAAGCUUUGUUUGAUAUCUGUAUGUUAAUUAGAUGUUAAUUAUACAUAUAAUUGUGGGUUGUACAUCCCAAAGUAUUUUAGUCUACAUAUAGUCUGCCUCAGAAAACCGGGAUCUUUAAGAUGGCUUAUCCUUGUGCAGGAGUGCUUAAUCUUUUACAACAUGUUCCUGGAGGAGAAAACGCACAUUCAACCGAGAAGUUAAAUAUGACAUGGAGCAGAAUAAAAGAAGUACCAAAUUGGAUGGAGCCAUAUAUAUUUGUAUAUUCUUAAAUAUUCUAAGGAGUGCAUUUCAGGUGACGGAUUGCUUAAAUUGCCAGUUGGCUACGAAUAGAUCGGCACUAACUGCGUUGGUCGAAUGGAAUCAUUUCCCAGAUGGAAAACAUGCAGACAGUUACUUGAUCACAUAUGGAACAUUGUCUCCACAUUUUUCCAGUACUGUGAGAUCUGUUCAGGGAUCAAGUGUCAGUUUGGAUGACCUUCAGGAAGAUAUUAGCUAUUAUUUUAUUAUAAAAUCAGUGACCAGUGGGAAAAUCCAAGACAGCAAAUCAUUUACUACUUGUUUGUAUGGAGAAGCUGGCUUUAAAACAACCAUUUCAACAACUACUGCUUCAUUUGAUUGGAGUGAAUUUGGGUUUGGAAGAUUUAUAACCACAAUAAGCCUAAAUUUCACUUCAUACCAUAUACCAGCUACUACAAACAAUUACGUGUGGAAUGAAUUAAAGCCUGGAACUUUGUACAAUUUCUCCUUGGAAUUCAAGCAAACACAUCAUAUUGGACUCACUUUCACACAAGUAUUUAAUAUAAUUAUUGAAACAGGUACGAUAAACUGA